UUGAAAGGUUGCGUCGGUUUUAGCGUCGGCAUUUUCUUUCGGAAUACUCGACGUGCACUUAUUUCACGGACGAUCCGGGAAUUACCUCCAGGAACGAAUGCUGUUUUGGAACAUACCGUUAACAGUGAUUUCGAGGAGAGCUUUUGUUCUCUGCAUUACCCCGGUUCUCGUGUUCUUCCUCGGAGGCUUACUAAAUGUUGCUGAAUGUGCCAUACUUGGCGCAAGCGUCAUGGCAAUUUCUUCAAUCCUGGGUUUUCUCGCCAGCCUCGUCCGUGGACGCCGUGUGAUCUCGAGAAUGUUGUUCAUCUUCGACAUGUUCUUUACGUCAUUGGGAGAGAGUCUUUGCUGGAAUUCGUUGUUGGUUCUCGGUUCGUCUCAGUUUCAAAGAUCCAUCCAGGCCAGGAAUUUCGGCGAAGGCCGAGUCCGAUACGCGGAAUACAAACUGUUCCGUUUCCUCGUAGUUUGCCACGUGAUGCGUUUCCUGCCAUCAACUUUAACUAUGUUUUUCAAUAUCGACACAAUGUACGAUGAAGAAUGUUUCGAACAUAAAACGUGCUAUUUCGCUUCAGUGUUCUCAAGAAUUGCUGCAAGUGUUACUCCAGCCGUGCUUUUGUUCCUCAAUCGCAGCAAGUAUCUGAUUCCGAGGACAGCGGGACUCCUGUACUUCUGCAGUUUGGUGCGCUGUGCUGGGAACGGAAUGAGGCGAGCAAUUUUGCACGGCCACUCGGAGUAUCUCCAUUGGGUGGAAGGAGCUCGUCAUUACGGACACACGGAAAACGAUGUGCAACAAACGGAAGUUUUCCUGGGUGUAAUUCCGCUCCUGAUUCCCCUGUCGUUCGCCAUUCUGAUUUAUCCCGCAGAAACCACUUGGCUCAGCGACUACUUGGCCAUGAACGGGACCGUCAACCAGGACUUCGUGGUGACGCAGGAACGGACACAUUCCGUCACCGCAGUUCCCUUCGUCGUCCUGUCAGUCAUCUCCAUAUUCCUGUUUGUGCCCCUCCUUCGCACUUCUCGAAAAAUGGUCCUUCCCCUGCGACAAAUAUCACUGGUCCUCGUGCUUGCAUUACUGGCUCACGGAUUCUCCGUCUAUCUCGGGUACUCGGUAGUGCAAUCCCUUAGUGAAAGAGAAAUUCCGGACGAUAGCAUUAGAUUAUACAUUAUCAACGAUCUGGACUGCUACAGCUACAUACAGAUCAUGGAGAUGGAAGACAAUCGAACAAUAAUCCCGAUCGAGACCGAAGUCGCCGAUUUUUUAAUGUUGGACUCGAAUAACCGACUUGAAAUCGAGCUCCACCUAAAACCAUGCGAAAUGCGUCCCUUUGAUCUGGAAGCAGAACUCAAGGAAAAGACUUUUGGUGCUCGAGUCAUGAUUGGUACUUGUCCAAAUACUUUCGCGAGAAUGACCACAGCUGCUGUUGGAACUACUCCGUGGAUACGGUUCCGUUUCGGCGAAUUUCUAGCAAACGAGCGUGACAGCUCGUGUGAGACGGAUUUUCUCCAGAACCCGGGCCUUAGAGUCAUACACAAUUUCCGAUGGCCUAGCAGCUCUCAUGUGUCUACUGUGGCACCCAAAGAGAUUAUUCUGAUCCGGUUCUUCCAGCAUGUUGCCUCGGAUUUCGAACAGAUUCUCUGGGGCUCCAGGAAUCAUACGGAUAGAUUUCAUUCUUUGAAGCCUGGGCAGUUUAUGUUAGAUUUCGAAGGUUUACUUGAGGAAACUAUGGUUGGUUUGUAUCACGGGGGAUCGUACGAUAUGAUGAUCCGACGAUUGGACGGGGACGACGAAAAGUACCGAGUGCAGUUGCACACACUCGUCAAGCCGAAUUCACUUUCCAUCAUGUGGUCGUUUUUGCAAAGGAUAUUUUUUGCUGCUUGCAUCGCUUUGUAUUUUCCGAUGGUUUGCGAGUUCGCCAUGACCGAGUUCCCGGACGCACUUCAUGCCAUGGCUGUUGCUUUGGUUCACGCAGCGGUCGGAGUCAACUGUUUCGUUUACUUCGUAUUCCUGAGUGUUUCAAACCCUGCUCAUGACAGACUGGAUGAUUGGUACGCUGUAAUUCUUAUCAUCAUCAACGCUGUUGCGGUGCUCCUCUUUAUUUUUGCGAGCAAGCAUUACAUGUACUAUGCCGAGAGAAAAGUUGCUGAGUUGUAUGCGAAGAUUUGACGUUGCUGUUUUUGUUGUCAACGUGAAUUGGGAGGACGUCCGAUUCGAUCAUUCUUCCGUGAUAUUUUUUUACUCGAUUGCUUUCUUUUCAAUGACUGUAACUAUGAUCUGUGAUAAAAUUUUUCAACCCGACGUCAAUUCA
Molecule: messenger RNA, 2303 nt
Organism: Notodromas monacha
Lineage: Eukaryota; Metazoa; Arthropoda; Ostracoda; Podocopida; Cyprididae
Source: the annotation of a GenBank genome assembly